Messenger RNA from Syngnathus acus (greater pipefish), 859 nucleotides. RefSeq names its product trafficking protein particle complex 3 (gene trappc3). The coding region runs from base 122 to 664 and encodes 180 amino acids. The transcript has 6 exons. The record is from RefSeq and is a predicted model, not a curated record. Gene Ontology annotation, cellular component: cytosol; TRAPP complex; cis-Golgi network membrane. Gene Ontology annotation, biological process: intra-Golgi vesicle-mediated transport; endoplasmic reticulum to Golgi vesicle-mediated transport. Lineage: Eukaryota; Metazoa; Chordata; Actinopteri; Syngnathiformes; Syngnathidae.
UCCAGACGUGUGCUCUUGAUUGGUGACAGCCGUGGCUAAUACGGAAAUAGUUGUAACGCGACGAAAAAAAGCAUUAAUAGCCUAAUUUUUUAAACCGAAUACAUAUUUACUGCUUUCCAAAAUGUCUCGACAGUCCAACCGCACAACAGACAGCAAGAAGAUGAAUUCUGAGUUAUUCACACUGACCUACGGAGCUUUGGUCACUCAAUUAUGCAAAGACUACGAAAAUGAUGAGGAGGUUAACAAACAACUGGACAAAAUGGGUUACAACAUCGGAGUACGUCUCAUCGAGGACUUCCUGGCACGCUCCAGCGUCGGCAGGUGUCAGGAUUUCCGAGAAACUGCUGAUGUCAUCGCUAAGGUGGCGUUUAAAACCUACCUGGGGGUCACCCCCAGCGUAACCAACUGGAGCCCGGCCGGAGACGAAUUCUCGCUCAUUUUGGAGAGCAACCCGCUGGUGGACUUUGUGGAGCUGCCUGAUAAUCACAACACGCUCAUCUACUCCAACCUGUUGUGUGGUGUCCUCAGAGGAGCGCUGGAGAUGGUCCAGAUGGCUGUGGAUGUGAAAUUUGUCCAGGACACCCUGAGGGGGGACAAUGUGACAGAAAUCCGUAUGAAGUUUAUCAAGAGGAUUGAAGAGAACCUCCCCGCAGGAGACGAGUGACAGACUGACAAGAGUCGAAAUUCUGCAUCAUCAGCAACAGUUUACAGACUGGAAGAGACAGUUGAGAUUGACUCAAGACAACACUGAUGUGUGACCCUGCUAUGCUAUGGAUAAAAAAGUACGCUUACAUUUUAUCUUCAAGUGCAGGUUAGAGGGGGCUGGCUUUUCCCCCCACUUUGAAACACAAUGAAAAAA